CGCGUUCACGGCACCUCCAGGCUCCUGGACGCAUGGUAAUUAUCCAUUUAAUUCAAUAUGACAUCAUGCAUUUCGUAUCUGCGGGCCUUCACAUUGAUUUGAAGUAUUUGCUUGGUGCAAAUAGUCGUGUUUAACCCAAACAUCUACAGUUAACCUGCAGUAAUCAAUCCCUCCUGUUCUCAGUUUGGUUUCGCGUGGACGUAUAUGUGUUUUAUAAGCACUCCUUACCGCAGCUGAUGCGCUAAAACAUCAUCUGUACGGUUAUAUUUUGGCUGGAAUUCCAACAGUUUCCAGCAUCCAGUGUGCCACGACGUGUUCAUGGCACUUCUGGGCUCCUGAACGCAAUGUACCAACCCAUUUAACUCAACUUGAGAUCAUUCAUUUCUUUGUGUGUGAGCCUUUAGGUUGAUUAGAAGUGUUUGUUUCGGUUUCAAUAAUCAUGCUCGACCACAUUAUCUGCAUCUAACCGUUAAAUAGGCAGCUCAGACCUGCGCAUAACCACUUCUAAUGCGUUAAAAUGACACCUAUAUGGUCACAUUUUGGCUGAAGCUCAACAUUAUUCAACGUACAGUGCGCCAUGACGCGUUCACGGCACCUCUAGGCUGCAGGACCGAUUGUAAUAAUCCAUUUAAUUCAUAAUGAGAGGGUGUGUUCAGUGUCAGGGGGGCAUUAGGUUGAAUCUAAAUGUUUGUUGGGUGCAAACACUCAGGUCAAACCUAAUUAUCAGCAGUAUUCAGUCCUGUCAGUUCUCAGAUUGGCACGCAAUCACAACUUAUCCGCUAAAAUAACACCGAAAUAUUCAUAUUCUGUCUGAAAUUCAACAUCCAGUGCACCAUGACGCGUUCAUUGCCCUUCUAGGCUGCUAUACACAUGACAAUUGCCCAUUUAAUUCAAGUUUAGAUCAUUAUUUUCUUUAUUUGAGGGGUCUUGAGUUUGAUUAAAUUAUCUGUUGCGUGUAAAUACUCUCAAAUUAUCAGCAUCUACUCUGCAGGAUGGACUCCUCUCAGUCUGCAGUAUCGUUAAAUAGGCUGUUAAUGUGGAUAAUCUGUUGGUACACACCCCUGCUAACCAUAGGAUUAAAUGCUCAGGCCUGUAAAAAGACCCCAAGUGGCAUUUUGGAUCAUAAAAUUACACCGAACACUGAAGCUUGGGUUGUUUUUUUGUUUUUUGUUUUUUGUUUUUUUUUUUUUGGCUCUUAAACGCAUCUGCAGCUCAGACCAGCACCUGGUUUGACUGUGGCCUCGUGUAACCUGAACGCAGCAGCUGUUCUAAUUCAACAUUAUUCAACAUACAGUGACAGCACGCAUGAUAAUAAUUGGUUUAUUUCGACGUGCGAUGAUGCGUUCACAGGCUGAUUGGAAGUAUUUGUUUGGUGCAACAAAUGCUCCCGCAGUGUUCAACCCUCCAACAUUUCUCGGUUAUUUCUCCUCCUAGUGUGCAGAUGUAUGGGGCUGUUUUCCUGAAAUCAGACACAAGGAUCUCUUUGAUAGCGGAUCAUAACUUGAUAUUUGCGGACAAAACGGUGCAGGCCCGUCAGAAGAGCGUUUUGCAGCCAACAAAGGCCGCCCUGAUCGGGGAUGAAAUGAGUUCAGCUGGAGAAAGCGGCGGCGGCGCAGCUCCGUGUCGUGAGUUUGUCGCUAGAUGGCAGGAGGAGCCCAGUUUGCGGGGGAUUAGCGGGGUCGUGCAGCCUCCUGCAGCAGCACUGGGAAUAAAACAUCCAGAGCAAACCAUGAGAUGGCAUUCAAAGGCGCAGCGGUGGACUCGAAGACUGUGCUCUUCAACCUGCUGCUGUGUCUGCUCAUAUUCUAUUCUCUUUUCUACAUGAUCGCCAGCGUUUGCUUCGGUGCGUUCAGGCUGGAGAACUUUGACGGACUGAUUCCGUUCGACUUCAAGACCGAACCUGCAGAAUCCAACUCCAAAUACUUGGUGAACCUCCUGUCCUUGGAGCUCACCUACUUUUGCAGCGGCCUUUUGUUCGCCGCUGUGGUGAGGAGGCGGGUUUGGGACUACGCCCUCACCGUCACACUCCUGCAUGUAAUCAUCACCAGCCUCGUGAUGUUGGAGUUUCCCGUGGUGUGGCAGUGGUGGCUGGCUUUAGGCAGCGGCUUGUUUCUGAUGAUUUGCAACGGUCAGCUGAUCGCCUACUUCACGUGUCAGAGCGAGCAGAGCUACGCCUCCUUCAGCAUCUACUGAUGGACAAACCGCUUCAUAAACAGCCUUGUGAAGUGAGGAGGAAAGGAUCGGACCAGAUGCUCUCCUCCCCGAGAUGUGCAUUAAGGUCCUCCACAGCGAUGGGCUCUUUGUUCGCCUCUAAAACAAGACGUAAGGUCCAACCAGUGUUUAAAGGUGGCCAAUGCACUGCUGUUUUCAUUUAAUUCCAUGCUGUAUUCUGCUUGCACAGUGACUCUAUGCAGCAUUGGCGAAGUAUUUACAGUACCUUCGUAAGCUGUGAAUGUAAUAGAAAAAAGGGAUUUUUGCAAUAUUGUUGUAUAUUUGGAAAUGUAAAGUGUUAAAAAACAAAACUGCUCCAGAUUUAAGUUUUAUUGUUCUAUUAAAACAGUGAGGAUUCAUGAAAUAGUGACCAGCCUAUUCCAUAUUAUAAACUCGCGAUGCUAAAAACAAGCUAAAAAUAUCGUUUAACAAGCGAUGAAUCAUGCAGCAGAGCAAGAAUCUUUUGCUCAAGUGCUUAAAAAUAGAUUUCCAUUAAAUAAUUUAUGACAUAUAAAAUAAAUAUUUGAAGAAACACACUCCCAGCUGUUAUGAAACUGGAUCUCUGGCUACGAACUCCGCCGGGUUCAUGAAGGAGAAUCCAGGGAAGGCCUCGCUGGCUCCGACCGCCUGGUACCGCUCGUCCACGGAGGCUGGUACUGGUAGUAUCGUGAACUCUGGGUCGAUGUAGCUCACAUCACAAGGACCAGACUGCAGGGAAAACAAGCACAAACUCAGGUGAACUGUGUCUGGAUUUAAAAAAAAAACACUUCUCUGGUUUCAUUUCCUACCAGUUUCGGGAUGAACGGAGGUUUAACUUUCUUUGCCAGGAGGUCGUCCCAGUUGGUGGAGGCAAAGAAAGGAUGUUCCUGCAGCUCCGCCUGGAAGCACAGCAACAUUAACUCUGGUGUUUAUGUGUUUUAAUCGCUCUUUCUGUCUUUUUUUGGAGGCACUUACGACGUCACGACUCUGCCCUAAGCGUUUGGAGACGUCUCUCUCCAACAAUCCCUCCAACAGAGCGCCGGCAGCUCCGGAAAUCCUGCUGUGGAGCUGCAGAGGAGCAUGGAGGAUGUUCUCAAACAUCUCCGCUUUGCUUCGGCUGUAAAACGGAGGCUGAGGAGGAGAGAAUGGGAUCAUCUCGUACAGCACCAUGCCGAGGCUCCACCAGUCCACCGUCGGGCUGUACGGUUGGCCCUGCAGAACCUCAGGAGCCAGAUACUCUGGAGUCCCACAGAAGGUGUGCAUGAUCCCACCGACCGCCACUCCUUCCUUACACAGACCGAAGUCAGUCAGCAUCACGUGGCCUUCGUGGUCCAGCAGGAUGUUCUCCGGCUUCAGGUCUCUGCACAGAAACACAGCUUCAGCCUACUGAGUCCAGAUGUAGACUUCAGGUAGAAGUCUGACAUUAUCUCAGUAGUUGGUGAGAUUUUUUUAAAGGGAAGUGCAUCUGCAUCAGAACUGAAAAAUAACUUUAACCCUUUAACCCUUGUGUCGUCCUGCAGGCCAAAAUUGACCCGUUUUAAAGUUUGAAAAUGUGGAAAAAAAUAUAUUUUCACAGUGAAACUUCUGAUGUCCACAUUUUCAACAUUUUUGGGAAAUCUUUGAACAUUUUUUGGUGGAAAAAAGAAAUGUUAAAAAUGUUUCUUAAGAACAUUCACAAAAAAAUCAACCAAAAUCCAGCGAAUUUCGCUGGAUUUUGGUUAAUAAAUAUAAAAAUAUUAAAAGUUUUACUGAUAUAUAUGGAAUCACUUUAGAUAUUUUUAGGAUUUUUUUGGAAGAUUUUUACUCAAUUUUUGAAAAUAUUUACAAGAAUUUUAUUGCCAAAUUUGGGGAAUUUUUUAAAAAUAAAACUUCCAAGGGAAACUUUUAAGGAAUUAUUUGAAUUUUCUUCCUGAGGGUUUUGCAAAUUUUCAGAAAUUUGGAGAAUUUUUUUGCUGAAGUUUUGGAUUUUUUUUUCAGACAAGGAAACAAUAUUUUUUGGUGCCCGUAAAUGAGGACAACAGGAGGGUUAAAAAAAAAAAACUAUCCAAGAACCCUUAAAUCAGACUAAAUGAUGUUGUAUCGGAUAGACUUCUCUUGUAGAUUAUUCAUGGAAAAUUAGAGCUCAAUUUUCCAUUUUGUAUGGAGCAGCAAAAAGUAGCGGAUCUGUUUAACUUAGUUUGCUUUAAUUCACAUUAGAUUUCCUACCAUACAUGCAUAUUUUGCAGUGUCGAAGCUCAAAUUAUACAUUGUGCAGCCCUGUUUAUAUUUCAGGGACACAGUUGCUGCAUCCUGGGCUGAACACCGCCUCAGAUGAUAGCAAAAAAAGCCCAACCAUUUCUCCACUAUAGCAGAAUGUUAACUAGGGUGCAGUCAGAGCGUUCUCCAGCACUGUGAAGAUUCCUGCAAAACUCUUAAAGUAACUGCCCUGUGUGUGUUUCGUGGGAGUUUGUUUCGGUUUCCUCUGGUUCCACGUCUUUAUUUUUUAAUGCGAUGUUGGAGGAGACGGCGGAUGUCAGUGGAAACAUUUCAUCGGGAUCUCUCUGCGUGAAUGAAUUAAACAUGUGGAACACUUUAAAUCAAACAUGGACAAAGAAAGUGAGUGAGCGGUGAAGAACCCAGCGGAGUGGCCGUGCAGCGAGCUGUUUAAAUCAGUGUACGUGGGCGUAUGAGCACCUGUAGACGAUGUUCAGAGCGUGGAGGUAACCCAGAGCUGCAGCCAUCUCUGCAGCGUAGAAAGCAGCUCGAGCUUCUGGAAACCAAAUUUCCCUCUGCAGGUGGUAGAAGAGCUGAAGGAGAAGAGGCAAAGGGUCACAUACGGAUUCUGUUCAUGGAUAUUUGUAUUUAAAUAUCACAUAAUCCACACACCUCGCCUCCGUUGACGUAGUCCAGGACGAAGUAAAGCGUGUUCUGUGUCUGGAAAGAGAAGUGGAGUCCAACCAGGAAUGGAUGCUGAAGACCUUUUAGUAGGACGCUUCUCUCCACCAUCACAUGCUUCUGCUGCACAAACACAACAGAAGCAGUCAGAACAUACAUAGACUGUAAUAAUUGCACUGUUUUAGCUGUAAUUAUUUGAGCAAUUUAUGCUUAUUCUACAGAUUUAGCAGUAAAAUCAUGGAAAAAAAGGUAUUUAUUUACAUGUUUAUAUUAAAAAAAUCAGGCCAAAUUGCAACAUUUGAGUGAAAAAUGACGCUUUUAUUGAAUUUAAAUCAGCAAAUAAUGUCAUUAUUUUACAGAUAUCUACUGUUAUUUGGAUUGAAAAAUUUCUCAUAUUUUUUUAAACAAUUCUUAUCUAUUUUAAACUAUUAUAACAUAUUUUUCCAACUUUAUUAAAUUGUAGGUAACUAGAAAAAUCAUUGCAAAAAAGUAUUAAUUUGCAUGUGAACUAACCAAAAUUUUAAAUAAUGUCAAAAUCAAAACCCUAUAUAUUUUUUUGGUUUAUAUUGUUUUACUUUAUUUAAAUCCACUAAAAUAUCUACAGUAACUACUAUUUAUAAAUCCUUGCUGUUGUUUUCACUGCUUUUUUUCUUCUUUAAACAGUUACAGAACAUUACAGUAUUGAUUUCUAUGUUAACCAUACAUUUUUUAAAAAGGAGCUAAAUUUAAAUCAAUAAAACCUAUUUUUAUUCUAGAGAUAUUUGGUAUUAUGAGGGGGAAAAAAGUAUUUUAAGGAUUGAUACAUUAUUUAAAAAUGUUACUGUUAUUUUACAGAUUUAAAAUUACAGAUAAUAACUAGUGAAAUAAUAAUAAUAUUAAUAAAAAUGGGUCCAAGUCUGUAUUUUUUGAAAUAGGUAUUUGCCCUUUUUUCAGAGUGUAACCAUAAAAUUACCCUAUUUUACAGUAAUACUCUAAAAAUAUUGUUGUUUUACAAAUAUUUGCUGUUAUUUUCAGUGUAUUUACAUUGUUUUAAGAUUGUUUUUUGACAGAACCAACCUCUUUCCUCUUGACGAUCAUCUUUUUCUUCAGCACUUUCACGGCGUAGUAACCUCCUUGUUUCCUGUGUUUUGCCAGCAGCACCUGGAAAAGUUGGAGUUUUUACAUUUAACUUUAACCACACCAACAAACACAACAACUCACAACAAUCAACAAUAAAAUCACCUCACCUUUCCAAAGCUUCCUGUGCCGAUAACUUUGAGGUAGUCAAAGUCUGAUGGUUUCAUCCUGUUAACACAAUGAAAGCACAUUUUCAAACAAAAAAGUGCUGGACAACUUUUUAACAAAGGAAAUAAGAAACUAGACAAUCAGACUAUCAAAGGAAAUCAAUGCAAAAUGCUAAACUUUAAACAGCAACUUUGCUGUUAAUGACAGAAAAGGUAAAUAUAUAUAUAUGAAGGACUGAAAAAUGGUAAAUAAUUUUGCUUUUUUUAAUUACAAUCUUGUUUUACCCUUGGAGUUGAAGUCAUUUUGGUCAAGUUUUGAGUUAUCUUUAGUCAUUUUACUCGACUUGAAGUCAUUUUGAAAAGAUUUUAAGCUGCUUUAGACAGAUUUGAAAUCAUAUUUGGAAAAAUUCUAAGUAGUUUUGGACAAGUUUAAUCAUUUUAGCCACAUUUUAGGUUGUUUUAGACAAUUUUAUGUUAUUCUGGCUGCAACUCAAGUUGUUGGGGCAGAUUUUCAAGUUGAAACUGAGACUUCUUACUAUGACCAUUAUUAAGCUGUGCUUGAAGCUGUUGACUCUCAGAAACUUGUUUUCUGAUUCUGUUGUAGCUUUGGGUCUUCCAGACCUUUUCCUGUCAGAAUUUCCUCCAGUUUCUGAGCCUUUUAAUGGUGAAGAAAACUACUCACUGACACCUUGACUUUCUUCAAUUUCUCUGUAGGAAAGACCUACAUGUUUAAGUGUUAUGAUGGUCUGUCUCUCUUCUGUUGUUAAUUGCCUUUUCCUCACCAUUUUUAUAGCAACAUACUACUUUCUGCAGUACAAUACUGUUCUAAUAAUGCUCUGGAGGGUUCCAAAGUGUGUUCCAACACUACUUAAAUGCAGACAGAGGGGGUUGGAAGUAAUCAAGAAAGGUUGGGACACCAGUAGGAUUUGGUAGAACCUACUUUCAACCUCCAUUGCUGUAGAACAGCUUUAAGUUGUUAACCCAUUUCUCGUUCCCUUCAUUGUAUAAUUCUGAAAUGUACAUUAUUUUUCAGUUUUGGGGAAGCUUACCUUUUUUUUAACCUCUGGCAGUUCACCAUUUACCUUUGUACCAUUUCCAGCAAAUCACUGGACUUGAACUGCUUGAAUUUCAAGAAAAAAACUGGAAAAAUUGGGCAAACUUUUGAGCAGUAGUGUGCUUCUUUGGGUGGAAGUGACUUACUGUGAUGUCUCUGUGUUCGCUGAGCUCUGAGGAAAGAGAAGAUGGUCAGGAGGUCAGAUCGAGUUUCAUCUCCUGUCAGCACUCAGCACAGACUUUUUUUAAAAUAAAAAAUCUCACCAGAGA
Messenger RNA from Amphiprion ocellaris (clown anemonefish), 7610 nucleotides. Its product is annotated as transmembrane protein 244-like. NCBI's taxonomy places the organism in Eukaryota, Metazoa, Chordata, Actinopteri, Pomacentridae. Bases 1735 to 2193 code for a protein of 152 amino acids. The record is from RefSeq and is a predicted model, not a curated record. The transcript is spliced from 7 exons.